Magallana angulata is the source of this 800-nucleotide messenger RNA. RefSeq names its product delta-like protein C. The record is from RefSeq and is a predicted model, not a curated record. The coding region runs from base 148 to 543 and encodes 131 amino acids. The transcript is spliced from 4 exons. NCBI's taxonomy places the organism in Eukaryota, Metazoa, Mollusca, Bivalvia, Ostreida, Ostreidae.
UUUUCGUUCCGCGUUUUAGCAACACCCAUACAUACAUGUCUGUGUUUUCCGUAUGCAGAAAAGGAUUAGGCCCCUAGUUAAGAUCAGCUAAAGGAAUUCAUUAUUGUGUUUUAAUUGGAUUAUCAUUAUGAUGUUGACCAAUUUAGCAUGACUCGAUCUCUGGUAGUUGCUUCGGCCGUUGUACUGGCGUUGUUUAUGGUUCUCAGGGUAGAGGCUGUUAUUAAUGGAGGAGCUUGCGUAAAGAAUGAUGAUUGUGUAAAGAAUGCGUUCUGCUGGAAUAAGUUUUGCAAUUGUGGAUACGGGUAUGGAACAUCGGCCGAUAAAACACAAUGCGAUAAGUUGGCAGAUACCUGUGGUAAAGAUGCCGAUUGUAAGGGGGCUGGUACCUGUAAGGUCCACGGCACAGACUCCGUCAAACUCUGUUCUUGUCCACCUGGAUGGACCGGGUCAAGGUGCGAGGCUAGAAUAGUGACAGGUACUCUAGAGCGGGGUGUUGAACUGGAAAAGGCACAAAUAUCUGCUCCUCCUCCUGUUCCGCCUUAAACCGAUACUGAUACCAUAUGCGCCUUGUCAUCUGCUGUACUGUAUUACUAUAUAUUUACAUUAUCCAGUGUCUUUGCCUGUGAUAACACUACGUAUCGAUUUUGUACUAUAUAACUCAUAAUACAAACGACGCCAAAUCGAGGCGCCAGCGGGGUUUGUUAAUUUAUAUUUAAAUAUUUAAUCGUACGAUGGACUAAGAUUAUAUAAAUAUAAGUAAUAAGGAAUCAUUCUUUGAAUAUUAUGAGGUGAUAAUUUCG